Molecule: messenger RNA, 3279 nt
Organism: Penicillium olsonii
Lineage: Eukaryota; Fungi; Ascomycota; Eurotiomycetes; Eurotiales; Aspergillaceae
Source: the annotation of a GenBank genome assembly
AUGAGCAGAUGCUUGUGCCCCGGCCGUAUCCUGCCAUUCGGUCGCACGUCAAAUAUCUCACGCCUUCCUUUCGUUCCAUACCGCGCCGUAUCUCCCUUCUCCCGGCUGACAUGGAACCGACAUACCCGCCAAGCUCGCCACGCCGAGAGGAAAGUGGACUACCCAGAUGAGGUCCAAUUGCUUCGCAAAUACAACGGGGUCGCACACCCUCCCCUCAACCAUCAUCAAAAAAGGAGCAUAGACGGGUGGAUUCCACUACUGAGGCGAUGUGUCUCACCCAAAUCGCGAAAACCUGCCAGGCCUGCAGGCCAGCCUGGGCAGACCCAAUCAAUACUUGCGUCCAAGCAUGAUCUCGAUCGGACUCAUGCUUUGUUGGGGUGCUGCUGGGAUGCGCGGACUCAUUUCAACUUUGAGCUCAUCACACAUCUCGGGUUCGAGUUGAAGGAUUGGACAACCGUUCACUCUCUUUUGAACAGCAUGAUUGACAGCUAUGAGCUGCUGGCUCCUCACAUUCCGCCUAAACAUCCGCCACCGGGCCUUGAUUGGGACCGGCCAUUUCGUGUUCGUCGUAGAAACGAGCCACAACCUCCUCCGAACUCCCCCGACGCUAAGGAACCUCCAUUAACCGAGAAGGUCUCGCUCAGCAAACUCACAGGGGGAACAAAGGCACAAUCACCGUGGAAAUGGUCUCGUGUAGAGCCUAUCUCAUCAGGUGGCCUCUCUCUUGAUAGUAUGACGGUGGAACCUGCCGCAAGGUUCUUUGGGGACAGGAUCUUGGCUGAGGUAUUGGCAAAUCUCGGCUCGUUGGUUUUGGCUUCUGCGAACGGCACCGCAGAGCAGUCUCAGCAUGCUAUGUCCUGUGUUUUCCGGACACUUGCACGUCUGCAUCAUACGGGCAUGAUUUCUGACAAGGUCUAUCAAUAUCCACUCCCGAAACCCGGUCAAAUCGUAUUCCGCCCUCCCGGGCUACAGCUUCUCUCCGGGCCCAUCAUGGACGUUCUGUCGGAUGCAGCAUGGCACGAGCAUGAAGCGGCAGUGGCUGCUGCCGCCGCCGAUGCCGGGGAAAUGUCCCCUUUCAUUCCAUACAAGAUGGGCAUCCGAGAACUGGGCCCUGAGAUCUGGCUGGAGUUGAUUCUGUGGUGUUGUGUGGAGCACGGUUUCUGUAGGACCGGCACCGCACUCGUGCAUCAGAUGACUCGGGUGGCUGGCGAACAGCCAUGGAAGGCCGAGAGCUGGGCGCCCCUUAUCGACGAUCUCGACACAGUGCAGCAAACCAAUAUCAACAUCGAACAGUCAUGGCGUCGUCCAGGCCAAGACAAGCCUCGGGUGUCACCACGUCAGAAAGCACCGCCUUUCAACGGACUCGGGGCUAAAACCAUCAGCGCGGAGGUGAUAUCCUCACUGCGUAAUGGCUUGACAAACAAGGCUUAUGUUGGAAUGGGCGAUCAUGGACUUCUGGUUGGAGAUUUACUCAAGCUCUCCGCUCCUCUGGCUAAACUCAUCGACCCUCCCACAUCCACAGUUGAGCUUCGGCCCACCACCAUGAAUACUAAUUGGCACACUUUACGCAUCCUUCAUUCCGGAUGUGUACAACCCUGGUCAGAUCCCGUGGCAUUUGAAGCCCUUCUCAGGUCCCACAACAACGUUGUUCCACCCUGGGAUGGAACCGGAGUGGAUCUUUUGGACGACCUAGAGUCGCAGCCACGAACGCAUUUCUACAACGAAACCGCGGCUUUUUGCGGGUUGAUCGAAUAUAACCUCACGUAUUAUGCCAGGGAUAAGCAGGGUGGCCGCCUCUUCUCUGAAUUCGCUUGGCUUCAGAAUAUCUGCGACGCCAGCAAGGCGCGGCACAUGCAGAAGUUCUUCGAUCGUCUUAACCAAGCCCACGACGAAGAAGAUCUUGAAUUCUUCGACUCGAAGCCUGUCACAGCCCACCCACGCGGGCUGAUACAUCAGAGCUCCAUCCCACAGGUGUCAAACGUCACAUUUGCUAAUCUCAUUGAUGUGGCUACUCUCACGCAUUCCUUUGGCUUUGCUCGCCAACUCCUUUUCCAGGACGACAUGGACGGCCCUGCCGUUCCAAUAGCUGCGUAUGGCUCGCAAGCCCUGGCUCCAGCUAUUCUCCGAUUUGCGAUAGCAACGAAAGAUGGCAAUCUUGGCCAAAAAGUUAUCUCCUCUCUUUCCGUUCCUCUUUCCGUCAACACAAUCAAGUGUCUCAUCAACUAUCAUAUCUCACGACAGGGCUGGGAUCGCGUGGAAAUGAUGCUUACAUUCCUGGUCGACCACCGUGCCAAAUCCUGGGGCUAUAGCAAUCUAGCUUCACUUGCAAGUGCAGUCAUCCGGCUUGAGCACAUUCUACGCCAAAAAACAGCAGCCGGCACAGCAACUAAAGUCGACAUGGAAAAUGUGGCCAAAGCCACGGACAUUAUGCUCCGUCUGUAUCGCGGCGAAUGGCCAGCCAGUCCCGAUCGUCCUAAGAUCCGCUUCUUCCAACUGCGCGCACUAUCCCGCAUGCACCGCCUGCUGGCAACCAUUCCAGGACCGAUGCCCGAAGUAUUCAAGCGACUAGAAACCCCCGAGGAAAUCACAGGUCACCACAAACUCCCACUUGUUCCCCCGCAAUCAUUCCACGAGAUUUUCUCCGCCAUCGUCGAAACGCAAGGUGCCAUCGUCGGCAAGCGCGUUUGGGACCAGCAUGUCAUCGACUGGCUCUCUCCUAAACGAUCUCGCCAAGCCCCGGGUGGAGUUUCCCGACUCCUUUUCACCCAUGAACGAAGCAAGGAAACCGGCAGCCCAGACUGGUCCGCCAAAUGGUUCAACGAGAUCCAAAAGAAAUCCACCCUCGCAGACCUAAACACCAUCCGCAUUCUCGCGCGAGCAGCAACCAAAGAAUACGCCGAUAUGAUGCACGCCCGCGCAGAAGGGAAACGCAAAGGCCUCAAUCUCAGCCUCCUAGAUAUCGACGAGACAUCCUCUGCCUCCUUCGUCUACGAUCCUACAAAACCCUACGUCCCCUCCAUCUCCCGAGAACAAUACCCCUACCAACUCGUCGGCGGCCAGCCACCACGGACCGAGCUAGAAUCCAUCCUCGACUUCUGUCUCGAGACAUUCCUCCGCUUCGGUCUUCCAGAGGACCAAAUCGAUAUUGAAAUCCCAGGCCAUAUGCGCCGCAUGCAGGAUAGGGAUAUCUUCUCGUAUCCUGUGCGCAGGCCUGUCAGGGAGCGAAUCAAGUCCAACAACAAUGAUCCCUGGGUCGGAACCUUCUGGUCCCAGGAGUGA